This is a messenger RNA of Echinops telfairi (small Madagascar hedgehog), 4821 nucleotides long. RefSeq names its product testis expressed 14, intercellular bridge forming factor (gene TEX14). The coding region runs from base 1 to 4542 and encodes 1513 amino acids. The record is from RefSeq and is a predicted model, not a curated record. Gene Ontology annotation, cellular component: intercellular bridge; kinetochore; midbody. Gene Ontology annotation, biological process: protein phosphorylation; attachment of spindle microtubules to kinetochore; mitotic sister chromatid separation. The transcript has 32 exons. NCBI's taxonomy places the organism in Eukaryota, Metazoa, Chordata, Mammalia, Afrosoricida, Tenrecidae. Gene Ontology annotation, molecular function: ATP binding; protein binding; protein kinase activity.
AUGUUAGACGGAGUUUAUGUCGAUGCUGUUAACUCCCUGGGCCAGACUGCACUUUUCGUUGCUGCAUUAUUAGGUCUGACGAAAUUGGUCGAUAUUCUGGUGGAUUAUGGCGCAGACCCAAAUCACCGCUGCUUUGAUGGAAGCACUCCCGUGCACGCAGCCGCGUUUUCCGCUCACCAGUGGGUCCUCAGCAGACUGCUGGACGCAGGAGGAGACUUACGGCUUCACGACGAGAAGGGCCGCAGCCCUCAAGCUUGGGCCUUGGCGGCCGGGAAGGACCGCAGCUCCGCGGUGGUGGACUUCAUGCAGCGCUGCGCCACGCACAUGCAGGCUGUCCUCCAGGGCUUCUGUGACCUGCUUAGAAAGAUCGACUCCCCGCAGCGGCUCGUCUGCGGCCUGCCCAGGUUCGGGGGCCUCCGGCAGGGAAACUCUCCUGGCUCCCCUAACCGACUGCCCAAAGCUGGAGUGAUUUCUGCCCAAAACAUCUACAGCUUUGGCUUUGGGAAGUUUUAUCUUACAGGAGGGAAGCAGCUGGCCUACCUCGGCGCUCUUCCCGUCGUUGGAGCAAAGGAUGUGAUUCAGGCUGACGACGAGCCCACCUUCUCCUUCCUCAGUGGCCCCUACAUGGUCAUGACCAACCUGGUGUGGAACGGGAGCAGGGUCACAGUGAAGAAGCUGAACCUGUCUGCCCACCCGCACUGCAGCCGGCUGCGGCUGGCCGACCUGCUGAUUGCAGAGCAGGAGCAUUGCAGCAAGCUGCGGCACCCUCACCUGCUGCAGCUGAUGGCCGUGUGCCUGUCCCAGGACCUGGAAACCACCCACCUCGUGUAUGAGCGCAUCACCGUGGGCACGCUCUUCAGCGUCCUCCACGAACGGAGGUCCCAGUUCCCCGUGCUGCACAUGGAGGUGAUUGUGCACCUGCUGCUGCAGAUCUCCGACGCCCUGAGGUACCUGCACACCCGUGGGUUUGUCCACCGCUCCCUCAGCUCCUACGCCAUCCACAUCGUCUCGACCGGGGAAGCCAGGCUGACCAACCUAGAGUACAUGCUGGAAAGCCACGAAGGAGGCGUGCACAAGGACCUGACCGGAGUACCCCUCCCCACCCAGCUGUACAACUGGGCUGCCCCCGAGGUGGUGUUUGAGAAGACGGCCACAGCCAAGUCGGACAUCUACAGCUUCUCAGUGGUCAUACAGGAGAUUUUAACCGACACCGUACCCUGGAAUGGUUUGGAAGGCUCAGUCAUCAAAGAGACCAUGGCCUUGGGAAAUCACUUGGAAGCUGAUGUCAGGCUUCCAAAACCUUACUAUGAUAUUGUUAAGUCAGGCAUCCAGGUGAAGCAGAAAGACCGAACUAUGACCCUUCAAGAUAUCCGAUACAUUCUGAAAAAUGACUUAAAGGAUUUCCUCGGCGCCCAGAGAACUCAGCCAAUGGAAAGCCCCAGAGCGCGGAGCUACGGACCCCAUCCCGAUGUCAACGUCUACCUUGGGCUGACCUCGGAGCAUCCCAGAGAGCCCCCCGACUUGGCAAUAAAAGAGCUGAAGGGAACUAGCAGGCCUUUCCCCACAGGGAGUCAGCUUCGUUCUCCAAGGGCCACUCCCAUGGCUGAAGCACUUGAUGCUCAAGCCCGAGAACCAAGCCUGGGGGCCAAGGAGACUCCGAGCCAAGGUGCUGCUUCUCCCAGGCCGCCGCCAGUGGAGGAAGAGACCGGGAGCUCCAGCGCUGAUCCGGGGAGCCUGUCCAGCUUCGAGAUCAAUGAGAUUUGCUCCGGCUGCUUGGCUGUGGGGAGUGGCAAAGGGGAGGAGCCCCUCGGAUCGCUUUCGUCUCUUGAGGUGGACAGUUCUACCCAGGAGGACGAACUGAAGUCCAUGGAGGAGGAGCUGGACAGGAUGGAGAGAGAAGCAGGCUGCUUCAGCGACGAGGACGGGAGUUCUUUAGACGUGGAGACAGAGUUCUCCUCCGAGGACUGGGCCUGGGAGCAAGAUUCUCCGAGUUCUCACAAGGCCCGUGAGCCCACCAGAGAAGCCAGGGGCAACGUGAGCAGCAGGUCCAUGACCGAGGAGUACAUCAGCAAGUGCGUGCUGAACCUGAAGAUCGCGCAGACCCUGGUGCACCAGAGCGCCGACUUGCUGAGCACCACCCAGCAGAAAAUCGACCAGCUGGAGGGGAUGCAGAGGGAGCAGGAGGAGUGCAGGUCUCUGUGGGAGAGCUCGCGAGAGUUUGCAAACGUCCCUGAUGCACCUUCAGCCCUCGGUCCCCCGGCUUUGGGCUACAUCCCCCCUGUCGGGCCGCUGUCAGGGAACCAGCAGCUGGACUCCAGGGACAAUUCCCGGACCCUCCCAAGGUCUCCCAGGCCAAUGCAAGACUUUCAUGGAGGACGUUUUGGCAAAAAAUCCCGGAAAAGAAGCCAUUGUGGCUGGAAGUCUUUCACGUCCUUCACCCAGGUCUCUGCGGAAAGCCCUGGAGAUCAACCCGGGAAGAGCCGUCAGCUGCCAGCUCCACGUGCCUCUGGAAAAUGCGACGCCACCGGCCAGUUUGAGCCCUCGCAGGGAGCCCAGGACAGUUUGGACAGAAGCAGGAGCCCGGAUCCCAAUAGUCACAGAAGACCUAGAGAAUCCUCUUCCCGGGCCGGAGUCACACAGAUUCAUAGUGCAUUGUUGGAGACACCCAGCCACCCACAGGGACAUCCUGGGUCACUCCCGCCUGCCCGGGACUCUGCCAGGAUCAGUGUGGAAUCUGUUCCCUCUGAAGUCUAUAAUCCCAAAUCAAGAAAUCGUGAAGACGAAGAGGUUCACUUAAAAUGGAAAAUGGAGGUGAAAGAAAUGGCAGAAAAGGCAUGUGCUGGGCGGCUCAUGGUGCUUCCCUGGCAUCCUCAGAGUAGUUUGCCUUCAGCGAGUGAGGCCGAAAAUAGGUCCAGUCCUGAUGCCCUGAUGCAGCGUCGCGCGAGGGACCCUGAGAGCGUGGAUUGGCAGCAAGCAGUAGAGUAUUCCGUCCAGUGCGAUGGCACGAAGAACAGUGAGCAGCCCGGCGAGCAGCCUGGGCCAUGGAGCUUCACCAGUGCCAGACAUCUGUCCCUCAGAAGGAACGAGCAGCCAGCAAAUAGUGACGCCUUCCAAGCAAGCCUCGACACACUCAUGACCGUUGAGAAACCUUACGGCGAUCAGUCUGCGGGAUCAUCCGACUCGCCAGCGUCUUCUGAGGACCUAACAGAUGAGUUUCUAACUCCAGACUAUGAAUAUUUUUGCUCCUCGACUGCUCAGGAAACCUUAGCUCUAGAGACCUCAAGUCCCAUAGAAGAAGCCUCAGGAGGACAUCCAGGUGCACUCGCCCAACCUCACGGUUCUGGCGAGGAAAAGCUCCAUGUGGUGGGAAGAAGCCUUGGAAAGAAUGAGGAAAUGUCUCAAUCUCAGUUCCAACCUAUUCAAAGUGCUGAAGGCGAACAAGAAGACACUUCAAAGGAGCCGCCAAAGGAUCGAAAAGACAAAGACAUAUCACUGUCGGAUAUUCAAGACCUGUCUAGCAUCUCCAAUGAACGAGAUGGCUCAUUUAAAGAAGCUUCAUGUAAAACACCCAAAACACGCCACGCGCCUACCAGUGUCAGCACGCCACUCAGCCCAGGGUCAGUGUCUUCAUCUGCCAGUCGGUAUAAAGACUGUCAUGGAAGCUUCGCACCUGAGAUUCAAAGAGGGUCGGCCUCUUGCCUGAGCAGUCCAGAGUCCACUCCAACCUCAUUGGAUAAAAUCACAACCGUCCGGGAGAGAGCAAGGAGCCUGGACUCCCUCCUCACUUCCUCUGACCUGAAAAAGUGGUCUACCUUUCCGAGCCCCGGUUCCCACAGAAUCACUCAGGCAUCUAGCACAUCGCCUGCCACCAGCCAGAGGAGGAGCCUGCCUAAAGAACUGGUAGAAGCUAUCUCGCAGCAUCACAUCGAGGAGUUACCACCGCCAUCGCAGGAGCUACUUGAGGAAAUUGAGCACCUGAAGCAGCAGCAGCCCGCAGCCACCAUGCCAGCAGAGGACACAGCCACAGCGAGGGGCCCUGGCCGCUCUGCAAAUGAUCAAAGGCACUUAGCAGAACAGGAGCCUGACAGUAAGAGAGGAGACGGCAGUAAACUGUGGAGCAAACAAACAGAGGAUCCAGAAGACACAGACAGAGCUCACUCUACUCUCGAUGAGGACCUGGAGAAGUGGCUGCAGGCACCUGAGGAGAGCAGGGGACUCCGGGACCUUCCAGAGGGCUCCGCAAGGGAGACCCGCACCAAGGACCAAGACGUUGAUGACAAGAGGAGCACCAAGCCAGAGCCAAGAAACUCAGAGAGCUUUGUAGGGACCUCGGAAGAAGGAACUGAGACCUUGUUUUUGGAAGCGGCUCGGUUGGUCCGAACCCUCCAGGAUAAUCGUGCUGGAUCAGAGCGACUUGUCAGACUGACCCGACGUGGAUCACAGAUGCCCUCCAGCCCCAGUUUCUGCAUCCGAGUUGUGAGCACAUCUGCUGCAGUUCCCCUCGGGGCCACAGCUCAACACACUGCCCGGCUGCCACAGUAGACUGACGGGCAUUUGUCUUAUAUUUCUGAGAAGUGAGCAUAGUUUUGAUUGAAAAAAUUUCUCAGUGUGCCUUUUGGUCUUUUGUUUUUUUUUUUGUUGAUAAUAGAAUUUAGAAAGUUUUAACUCUGUUAGACGAUAAAAUGUUCACCUUUCCUACUUGUUAGACUUAGAACGUUUUAACUUCUGUUAGACAAUAAAAUGUUCACCUUUCCUACUUGUUAGAUUUAGAAAGUUUUAACUUCUGUUAGACAAUAAAAUGUUCACAUUUCCUACUGCCAA